AUGACUCCUGGACUGCCCAAGGCCAGCGUACGUGGGACUCAGAAAUGGGCCUCUGGAGAGAUGGAGAUGGAAAGCUCAAAGAAGUUCGCUACUGAAAGAGAACUGCCAGAAAGACCAGAAGUCCCCGAUGAAGACGAAGACUCCGAUUUCAAUAUUGACAUGCAGCCUUUCUACGACAGAGAAGAAGACGAAUAUCUUCUCAGAAUCGAAAACUCUCCACGGUGGGACUGGGGACGAGAUGCCCAGGGCGAUCUUUGGUACUGGCAAGUACCUGGCACAGCUGGCUACGCAACCGAGACCUGGCGUUUCGAGAACAAGGGAGAGUACGCCUACAGCAACGAACCCCUGGAUUUCUGGGAUGACUGGUACGAUGAUCGGGGGGAUGAGGCUGAGGCGACACCUACGGCUGGAAUCUGGUCGCUUUUUCCGAGUGUCAUGAACUUGGCAGUGAGAUUCCGCAGCGGGGCACAUGCGAAUCCCUACGUCGUUAUAGUAUAG
This is a messenger RNA of Fusarium odoratissimum NRRL 54006, 498 nucleotides long. RefSeq lists its product as uncharacterized. NCBI's taxonomy places the organism in Eukaryota, Fungi, Ascomycota, Sordariomycetes, Hypocreales, Nectriaceae. The record is from RefSeq and is a predicted model, not a curated record. The transcript has a single exon. The coding region runs from base 1 to 498 and encodes 165 amino acids.